Aspergillus versicolor CBS 583.65 is the source of this 604-nucleotide messenger RNA. Its product is annotated as mitochondrial 37S ribosomal mS33 domain-containing protein. NCBI's taxonomy places the organism in Eukaryota, Fungi, Ascomycota, Eurotiomycetes, Eurotiales, Aspergillaceae. The coding region runs from base 209 to 604 and encodes 131 amino acids. The transcript is spliced from 3 exons. Gene Ontology annotation, cellular component: mitochondrion. The record is from RefSeq and is a predicted model, not a curated record.
GAAAAGACUGACUUGCGCUUCUUAUCCAUAAUGAUUGGCAAAACCGGGUGCAACUGCUGGGUUGGAAUUCCUAAAGCCUUCCCUUGGGUUGCCAACCAUAUCAGAGUGACAUGGUCACGUGAGAUUCAGAUAACAACUCUUGCCUAUCUCUUCCUGUCAUCUAAUAAUUCGUAACUUCGCACAACCACGAAUCAUCUUUACCCCCAAGAUGGCGGGACAGUACAGCCGGUUGUUGGACUUGGCAAAGGUACAUUAUGGCCAUAUUCUUGUCUUUUUGUAUCAUAACGGUUUUGAAUAUGACGGGUUAAUGAAACAGGUUCAAUGCCGGGUGUUCUCCAUGAACUUCAACCCCGAUGGGCUACGGCUUGGCAAUAAAGUUUUGCGACAGAGACUACGAGGCCCAACAUUAGCAUCGUGGUAUCCGAGGAAAGUCGUCUCUUUCCGAGAUCUACGAACAACAUGCAGCUCGCUGGGUCUGACAGCUUUUGACGAGGUCGAAGAUGACAGGGAAGAGGCUAUCCAGAUUGCGAAGUUGAGAGGGAAGGGGAGACCGAAAAAGAAACGAACGGCUGCAGAGUCCCGGAGUGCCAAGAAAAAGAAAUAA